This is a messenger RNA of Botrytis cinerea B05.10, 2779 nucleotides long. RefSeq lists its product as hypothetical. The transcript has 5 exons. The coding region runs from base 859 to 2355 and encodes 498 amino acids. Gene Ontology annotation, molecular function: protein binding. The record is from RefSeq and is a predicted model, not a curated record. NCBI's taxonomy places the organism in Eukaryota, Fungi, Ascomycota, Leotiomycetes, Helotiales, Sclerotiniaceae.
GUAGCUUAUUGUCACCCUCGUCUCCAAAUUAUGUUGUUUGGACAGAUUCAAGCUUACUCCGUAGUAAAUAUCGAACUUCCUCAUUUUACCCCUUCAUCGCUCAUUAUCUCUUUCUCGCUUGAGGUAAAUUUAGUAUCCUUUAAGCCGCCACCGGUGAGCUUAAAAUCAUGUUGUGAUUGUUUCGUCAUCUCAGAUCUGGACUGCCAGUCAUUCACUAAUAACACCUAAACACCUGUACAAGCAAUCGUUUCGAUGGUUUUCUUCCAUUUUUGGACCUGCUUAUCCCCUACAUGAAAUUGCAAUGCAUUUCUCUCUUCUUUGAACUUCAUAAAUACAUCCCAUCGGCCGAAAGCUGAAUUACCUUGUUGUCCUGGCAUCUCAACCUGUAAAAUGCGCUAAUUGUGUAGAUCGCAAUAAUCAAGCUUUCUCAUCUAGUGCAUUGAAACAACAACCGACGAAUAUUUCCGAUUUCACAUCUGAAAUAGGAAGCUCACCAACCAUCCAUACAUACACCUUACACCAUUUUCAUCGUAUAUCUUUCCUUCCAAGAGAUAUCACAGUGCGACUAAACAGAGGAAAAGCUUGCGAGCAAUAUCAAAUGAUCAAUUAAGAUAUCAUCAUCAUCGAAUAAGACGUUAGGAAAGACAUUGUCAAAAGACGAUAUCAGUCCCCUCGUAUCCAACCAUAUCUGAUUGAACAAUCUACAACAUUGUCCCCAGUCUAUUUCGGUUUGGUCAUAAGGACACAAGCAUUCCCCCCUUCGUCCUCUUUAAAAUCUGCUCCACCUUCCAAGUUAGAGGGCCUUCUCGAUAGAGCAGAACAAACGAGUUUUCUUUCGUUUAACAGAGAGUCUAUCAGAUGGAGAACGAAAAAUACUUGCAUGGUCGGUUGGAUCCCGGCAUCGAAUCGAAUGUACAGUUAGUCGAGGCAGUGGAAAGUCCGGACAUGAGCAAUUUCUUCUCUUCCCAGGAAGCAUCAUCCUCCGAAUCAUCUCAAAUCAAAAAUACGGCAUUUCCGGGUAUCGGACCUCUCAAGGAAUCCCAGCUCAAGCUAACCCACCUUCCGGUUGAGAUACUUCGCCAAGUUUCUUCCUAUCUUUCGCCGUGCGAUCUGAUAAAGUUUGGCAAAUCGUGCAAAAUCUUGUAUGAAAUCACAGAAUCUGAUUCACUCUGGCGGCGUCUCGUACAAGAAAAUGUUCCCGGUAUCAAGCUUAAUUCUCCUUCCCCAUGCGAGUCUUUCAAAAAGCUAUACCAAUCUCAUGACCCUCACUGGUUCCUCACCAAGAACAAGGUAUGGUUUGGCGAUUCCGAUUACUACGGGCAGCUCAUGAUCUCUAAAUACAAUCCUGAGACUGGAUCUAUCGGGUUAUACAGACUUCUGACGCAAAGGCCAUCACCUCAAUUUUGUGCUUGGAAAGAUGAUAUCUCAGUCGUGAUUCAUUGCUUUAAUCCCAGAACGCUUUUAGCUACUAGUCCUCAGCAACUAGACGUCCAUUCUUAUUCGCACCGAUCCCUAUCAGAUAUGGGUCAUGCCGAACGCAGGCUCAAGGGCGAGGUACCGCUAAAAAUGCUGGAGCGCGGAAAUUCUACUCGGGAUUGUCCUUCGAGGUUUUUGCUAUCAAAAUUGUUAGUGGGUAAUAAUCCCAACAGGCCGCAAGCGAAUAAAUGGCCGCCGCCAAAGAUUGCAGCAAAAGUUCGAGCAGAUCGUCCUACCAUUUACGAUAACUCAUGCACAGCUACAUGGGGUCGACCCGAGAAUCGUUCUCAGAUUAAUGAGAAAUCAUUUCGAAUUAGAGGUUGGAUGGAGAUGAACGGCCUGGUACAAAUAGGAGAUCAAAUCCAAACAUACUCAACUCUUGAUUUUGAAUUGUAUACACCAACAGAGGAUAAGCCUUAUAGAGGUAUCUUUGUCGGGGACUACUCAGGUCAUGGAUGCGAAUAUCUACUGUUAGAUCAGCGAGAUGGACUUCAGAAACAGGACGAGUCGACCAUAUUAAAGUUAAAAGACGAAUCGCACGAAGCGUGGGAAGCAAGAAAAGGGCAAACACGAAUUCCCACGGGUUCUCUAUGCGCUAUUAAAUUGACUGGAGAUCCAAAUAUACCUCGAGGGGAAGUUACAUGGGUCGCCGAUGAUAUUAGUGACAAGGGAUUGGUCCGCUAUGGGGAGAAGGAUUGGCCUGGUGCAAGAAUUGUGAAGAGUCGCGGUCAAAUUGCCAAUCAAGGAUAUAAAAAUCCAAAAUUUAUCGAAACGGAACUGAUAAUGAUAUCUCCAGACGUAUUGGCACAGCACUGGGUACCUUUUGGACAUAUCUCUUUCUUUUACAGAGUAGACAUUGAUAGCUACAUAAACCAAUAGCUGGGAAUUUAUAAGGAGACGCAUAAUCUGGGGGAAUGACAAGAUAUAUGUCAUAUCUUGAAGAUAGUCUAGAUGGCUGAACUGAAUUUGACAUGAUACCAAGUGCGGAGCGCGAUGAUUAGAAGAAACGGCACAUCAAACUCGAAUGAACUACCUAGGACUCUGGGGACCAUCUGAUAAUAAGUUUCAAUCUUGCCAUUCGAAUCAGACAGUCAGAUAGUACUUCAGUAUCAGAUGAUGCAUCGAGCAUUUCAUUGCGUUCAUUGCGUUCAUCGCGUAGUGUGGGUGGAGUUUUGAAUUGUAACACACCAGGAGUUCGAAGGAUUGGAUCUAUUCUGGGACACUGUUAUUGCUUUGUUUCUUUGUACAUAAAUCGAUACGUAGCUACCUAUUAUAAUAACAAUUCAUAACAUUAUUCACGGGA